Messenger RNA from Capsella rubella, 1794 nucleotides. RefSeq names its product aspartic proteinase PCS1. Gene Ontology annotation, molecular function: aspartic-type endopeptidase activity. Lineage: Eukaryota; Viridiplantae; Streptophyta; Magnoliopsida; Brassicales; Brassicaceae. Bases 185 to 1525 code for a protein of 446 amino acids. The record is from RefSeq and is a predicted model, not a curated record. Gene Ontology annotation, biological process: proteolysis. The transcript has a single exon.
UUCAUGGAAGAAAAAUAAAACAAAACAGAGAUAUUUUUCCAGCUGAAAAGAACAAACAUCUCUCAUUGUUCUUCAGUGAACUUGCACCAAACUUCUUCGCAUCUUCUUCUUCUUCUUAUUCACAGACACAGACUUAGUUUUUAUAUUUUUCUUGCAAGAAACACAAACUCACAAUAACAUCAUCAUGUCCUCAAGAUUACAUCCUCUGUUUCAUCUUCUUAUUCUUCUCAUUCUUUUCAUUAGAACACAUAGAUGUUUCUCUUCUUCUUCUUCUUCUUCUUCUUCUUCUUCACAAACACUUGUUCUGCCUCUAAAGACCCGAAUAACUCCAAUGGAUCAUCGACCCACCGACAAACUCCAUUUCCACCACAACGUCACUCUCACCGUUACUCUCACCGUCGGAACUCCUCCUCAAAACAUCUCCAUGGUCAUUGACACUGGCAGCGAACUCUCCUGGCUUCGCUGCAACCGUUCCUCAAACCCAAACCCGGUAAACAACUUCGACCCGACCCGUUCCUCCUCUUAUUCCCCAGUCCCCUGUUCCUCGCCCACUUGCCGUACCCGGACCCGAGACUUCCUCAUACCCGCUUCCUGCGAUUCAGACAAACUCUGCCACGCCACUCUAUCCUACGCCGACGCCUCCUCCUCCGAAGGGAACCUCGCCGCCGAGAUUUUCCACUUCGGAAACUCUACCAACGACUCCAACCUCAUUUUCGGGUGUAUGGGAUCCGUAUCCGGAUCCGACCCGGAAGAAGACUACAAGACAACCGGGUUAUUGGGUAUGAACCGUGGAUCCCUCUCUUUCAUCUCUCAGAUGGGCUUCCCCAAAUUCUCGUAUUGCAUCUCCGGCACCGACGAUUUCCCCGGCUUUCUUCUCCUCGGCGACUCUAAUUUCACGUGGUUGACGCCGUUAAAUUACACGCCGUUGAUCAGGAUCUCGACGCCGUUACCUUAUUUCGACCGUGUCGCUUACACCGUCCAGCUCACGGGGAUUAAGGUUAACGGUAAGCUUCUACCCAUCCCUAAAUCGGUUCUCGUACCGGAUCAUACCGGUGCUGGCCAAACCAUGGUUGAUUCCGGUACCCAGUUUACUUUCUUGCUCGGACCAGUUUACACCGCUCUUCGUUCGGAGUUCUUAAACCGGACUAACGGGAUAUUAACGGUUUACAAUGACCCGGAUUUCGUUUUCCAAGGAACCAUGGAUUUGUGUUAUCGGAUUUCCCCAUUUCGGAUUCGGGCCGGGAUUCUCCACCGGUUACCAACAGUUUCCCUGGUUUUCCAAGGAGCUGAGAUUGCGGUUUCAGGUCAGCCACUAUUGUACCGAGUCCCACAUCUGACGGCUGGGAACGAUUCCGUUUAUUGUUUCACAUUCGGAAACUCCGAUCUUAUGGGAAUGGAGGCAUACGUGAUUGGACAUCAUCAUCAGCAGAACAUGUGGAUCGAAUUUGAUCUCCAGAGAUCAAGAAUCGGUUUAGCUCCGGUACAAUGUGAUGUAUCCGGUCAGAGACUCGGAAUCGGAUCAUAAACCAUAGAUAACAUUCUCUUUGUGUAAUUAUAGUUUUUUUUUCUGCCUACGUAGUAGUAGUAAUGGAGUAGAGUGAGACUAGUUUACCAACACGUGCGGAUGGGUAAUAAUUUCGAGUUGUUACUUGUUACUUACUCCUCUUCGCUGUCGGUUUUGAUUUUGACAUGGUACUUACUCCUCUUUGCGUAAGUAAUUAGUUGUUACUUCUUCUUUAAUCGUCAUCAAUUUUGUAUCUUCAGAAUCACGAAAUAAGAUCAUUAUUAGGCCGA